Carcharodon carcharias (great white shark) is the source of this 3158-nucleotide messenger RNA. RefSeq lists its product as uncharacterized. Bases 226 to 837 code for a protein of 203 amino acids. The transcript is spliced from 7 exons. The record is from RefSeq and is a predicted model, not a curated record. Gene Ontology annotation, cellular component: membrane. NCBI's taxonomy places the organism in Eukaryota, Metazoa, Chordata, Chondrichthyes, Lamniformes, Lamnidae. Gene Ontology annotation, biological process: phospholipid biosynthetic process. Gene Ontology annotation, molecular function: phosphotransferase activity, for other substituted phosphate groups.
CUGGGAAUUAAAUUAACAAAUUGCGGUCACAAUAACUAAAGAUGGACUGAACCGUUGUGAACUCACUUGGGGUGUUUUUUUUUGGAAGGAAUUGCUGACGAUUAGCGGCAGAUAUCAGUGAUUUGCCGCUAAGUGAAUAAAUGGUCAGGUGAUUAAAGCCGCUGGAGAUUACCAUCCGAAACAAUACAUGUUAAUGUUCCCUUUCGUGGUGCACAAAUCUACAAGAUGGGUUUGAAAAUCUUACUUUAUGUGCCUAACAUUAUCGGUUAUAUAAGGAUACUCCUCCUGCUGGUCUGCUGGUGGACUUUCAAUUAUCCUAUUGUGUUUUUUCCCUGUUAUGUGGUUUCCAUUAUUCUUGAUGGGUUUGAUGGGUUUGCAGCUCGGACGUUCGAACAGGUUUCUGAGUUUGGGGCUUGGUUUGAUGUUGCUGUCGACAACUUUGGGCGCACCAUGUUAUGGAGCUUACUUUUUCAGUGGGGACAUUUUAUAAGUAGCUUAGAGUGGUGUGUCUUUGUGUGUACACACAAUUCCAUGGGAGCAGACUGGAAGAACAAGUUCGGCGAUGGCCCUUGGUGGGUUCGGAAAACCAUGGCAAAUGGUUUUAAGACUCCUGUAGGAGCAUUUGCUAUCUUUGGAUUACACGUUCUUCCUAUUUGGCUGUAUGGUUACUACAAUCGAGUCCUAUCAGCAGCAUUUCUGAUGCCUUCUACAAUGCAAUGGCUUGUAACUGCAUUUCUUGUUGCUGGAAGACUUCUAUGUAUGGCUGUGGAGUUCUGGUGUCUUUGGAUUCAUAUUAUGUACCUCAUACGAAAUGAGAAGGAAACCCAAGGAAAGUAAUGGACUGAAUGUAAAUGCACUGAAGGCAAUUUGGGUUGUUCAGGAACAUGAUUUGUUAAUUCAACAUUUACAAAAGGCAAAUUUUCCUGGUUAAGGUAACUGGAUCCUGUAACAAUUAAGUAUAAUUAACAUCUAAGUUCUCACUGGAAGUGGGUUGUGUACUGUUUACAAUUUGGACCUUUGGGACGAUCCCCUCCCUCCCCUUUUUGCAGGGGUUAUAGGAAGGCAGAAGAAAAGGUGUCAUUAAAAUUAUUCUUCUCUGUCUUGAAUCGUUUUCUUAUGACAACCAACAAAUUACAUUUGUGGAGGUUUUUUUUAAAUAAAUGGAUUUUCUGUGUUUUCAAUUAAAACAUUCAUAGGGUAUUUGCCAUUUUUGUUAAAGGUUUUAAAAGCCUUAGUUAUGGGUUAGUUGAUACUCAAGGAUCAAACUGUUGAAAUCAAUUGUACUUUCAGUUUAAUCGAAAUAGCAAAUUCUUGACAAUGCAAACACCCUAUCUUCCAUUUAAAUAACCUAAUAAUUAAAACCAUAUUGGAAGAUAAUUUAGGGUGAAGAUAUGCUCCUAUUUUCACUUUUUGGUGCAAAAUGGUUUUUUUAGGUAUUCAUAGCUGAGCAAAGUAGCAACUCCCGAACACUCCAGACCAGUAAGAUCACCUCAAGUACCUAGUUAUAGACUGCUACUUCACAAUGGAUAUAGUGCAACCCUAGAUUGGUGCAAAAGGAUAUUUUAAAACUAGAUUUACACUACAACUGCAGCAAUCUCAGUCACAGUUUUGCUUUGAACUGACACUGAAGUUUUGUUGUAAGUUCAGAGGCUGGGUCCAAUCUGCCUGUAACAAAGUGGUGCAAAAAAGGUAGUACAGAUGGCUUCAUAAUGACAGUAAGCAGGCGAAGAGUGUCUAAACUGUCCACAGAGACAUCUGGGGCCUUUAUUAAAAAAGCUUUUCAUUUUUUGAUUGUUACUAGAAAAUAGUUGAUGUAGCUUAAUGGCUCCCAAAAUUAAAACAGUCAUCAGGGAGCAGUGUUCUGCUCUGUGCUGAACAUGGCUGAAGGGAUGAAGUGAACUCAGUCAGCAGAACUGGGCUCUGCUGAGCACUGUACAAAUAGUAAUUUCCAACUAAUAGCUACAGUGUACCCUUAGUAAAAUUCCUAUCUGCUUCCAAGUCUCCACGGUAAACCAAAAUGGUUUUGCUUCUGAGGGCCACAGCUGAUUCUAAUGAAUGACACAAUGAGGAAUAAUCUUGAUUUGUAUCUUUUCCAGCACUGGGUGACAAGUGGGAGAUUUCUGAGCUAGGAUUUGCUUCAUAUUACAACACACUUGACUGGUGCUUGAAUUACCCUGUUUGACCACAAUCCGACUGGGAAAAUUUAAUACAUGGUGGUUUGUAUUAUUUGGAGUUAGACUGUCAGCUAAACAUCUUGCCAGUUAAUAACGAUUGCAGCAACUUUUAAGUUGUCAGAAGGAAUUAAGCUAUAUAUAGGAAAACACAACUUUGUUCUCAUUGCUAACAGUUUUUUUUCCUGCUGAGUUUGGAGACCAGAAACAGGAAAUAAAUUGCAAAUAUCCUAGAAGGCAGAAGUUAAAAUUGAAAAAAAAACUACCCGAAAAUGAACUUUUCCUUUGUCUUUAAAAUGGAAACAGAAACAUGCUUUAGAUUUGUCCAUUGUUGUUGUGUUCGUUUUUAUGAAAGUUUGACUCAAUUUUCUCAGACUAGUAGGCACCUGAACUUGAAUCUUACGAAACAAACAGUAGGAUACAAUCUGCAAUGCACAAAGCCCCAGUUUUUAGUGAAGUAGCUAAUAUUUUUGCAUUUCAAAAAAAAAAGCAAUUUAUAGCAACAGCCCCUAGCUUGAGCAGCAGAGUCAGACAGCAUUUCCAGUUGUUACCCAGCAACUAUACUUGAAAUGGCUAAACUGGGUUCGCUCUGAUGCUGCACCACUGCAAGAUCUUAUGCAAUAGUCAUUUGAUCAAAAUAGUGUGAAGGGAGAAAUUUGCCUCAAACACCCUCAGAAGGAGAAAUAAUUAGUACAGAACCUUCAAGGCUACAGCAGAAAUGUUAACAUUGCAAUGUUCAAAUAGUUAUUUGGAACUAAAACUUUAGAAUUUUACACAUUGAAGGCUAAACUGUGAAAUGCUGCAAACUGGAAUUGAGACUAUUGUGCACUGUGCUUUGACUUCUACAUUCAGGAAGGAUAUCCAUUAUAGAUUUCCACAAGAGAAACCUCAAUGGUUGCGAUGACUUCCGAAUUUGAAGUUAUGAAUUAGAGUGAUGUUAUUUGCUACAUGCUUUUGUGAUUAGGCAAAUUAAAUUGUUAAUUUCAA